CCCAACACUGACUACCUACCUGCAGGUGAGUCCUUGCUCCCCAACACUGACUACCUACCUGUAGGUGAGUCCCUGCUCCCCAACACUGACUACCUACCUGCAGGUGAGUCCCUGCUCCCCAACACUGACUACCUACCUGCAGGUGAGUCCCUGCUCCCCAACACUGACUACCUACCUGCAGGAUUCUUGUGUUACAUGCUGAUCAACGAACAUGGAUCUUUUAGGAUCAACAGUGACAGCAACCUAUGCCAGACCCAGACCAACCCCUACUAAUUUUCUACCAGCUAUUUCCACCAUGGCCUCAAGUUACAAGAACCGUUACCCAAACUAUUCCCUUAGCCAUAGCAUGAGUCUACCUUGGCGCCCAAGCACAUAUUACAAAGUGGCGUCUGUCACCCCCACCCUUGCGUCACUCUCCAAGAGCGCUCCAGGGUUAAGCCCAGCCCAGAUCCAUCCAUUCCCAGGAAACAGAACAGCACUUUUUACCAGAUAUUCCCCGGACGACUGGUACAAAUCCAAUCAACAGAACUACAGGGAAUCAGAGUCUUCCAGGCGCAGUGCGGAGAGGUUACGCCUUGACACCAGCCGACUUAUUCAAGAGAAGGAACAGAAAACGCGAAAAUUUCAGAGUGACACCAGUAAGGACUUGGGAGUACGGGUCAAUGAUAUUACGUUUUGGAAAUCAGAAAUCAUUCAUGAAAUCGAUCAAAUGAUUGGUGAAACAAACGCGUUGUCUGAAGUCAAGAGACGAUUGGAGAGAGCUCUGGCAGAGACGGAAGGUCCUCUUCAGGUUGCUCAGGAAUGUCUGUAUCACCGCGAGAAGCGAAUGUCAAUAGACCUUGUACACGAUGACGUGGAGAAACAACUCCUACAGGAGGUAGACUGCAUCAAAUCCUGUCAAGAGAGAAUGAAGAGGCACCUGGAAAAGACAGUGGCACAGCUUGCUUCUAACAGAGCGGCCCAGCACGAGCUGGAGAGAGAUAUCAGUGACAAACAUGCAGCCCACCGCAUCGACGAGAAGUGCCAGAAUCUGCGGAAUACCUCUGAAGGCAUAGGAUAUUACCGAGGCGUGGAACGCGUUGAUGCCACAAUUUCAAUUCCAGAGUCGUGGGCAAAGUUUAGUGAUGAUAACAUCUUGAGGUCACAGAGUGAACGCGCAGCCUCCGCUAAGCUCAGAGAAGAUGUGGAGAACCUUCUCAAUGUCACAUCCAAUGAGAUGUGGAGUCAGUUCAAUCAGGUCAACGUCAUGUUCACUAAUCGCAUUUCGGAGACGGCUGAUGCCAAGAACAAGCUGCAGAGUCACCUAGCAAAGACACUGCAAGAAAUCUUUCAAACAGAAAUGGCAAUAGAAUCCAUCAAAAAGGCCAUCAAGGAUAAAAUGGCUCCUAUGAAAGUAGCGCAGACUCGCUUGGAUGAGCGCACCAGACGCCCUAAUAUCGAGCUAUGCCGUGAUAUUGCACAGAUGCGGCUCUUCCACGAGGUCCAAGAGAUCGAUGACACCAUUCAGGCUUUGCAGCAACGUCUCCGGGAGGCUGAGGACACUCUGCAGAUGCUGGUCCACACUAAAGCGAACCUCGAACAUGACCUGUCUAUCAAGGCAAACUCUCUUUUUAUUGACCAGGAGAAAUGUAUGGGCAUGAGGAAGAGUUUCCCCAGCACACCUCGGCUGGUGGGCUACACAUAAACCGUCUUGGGUGGUUGACUGGUAAAAGAGUGCUAAUCUAAGACAAAUAAAUUCAUCACUCCCACCUGG
This is a messenger RNA of Pelobates fuscus (common spadefoot toad), 1753 nucleotides long. RefSeq names its product tektin 3 (gene TEKT3). The record is from RefSeq and is a predicted model, not a curated record. Bases 212 to 1684 code for a protein of 490 amino acids. The transcript is spliced from 8 exons. Gene Ontology annotation, biological process: cilium assembly; cilium movement involved in cell motility. NCBI's taxonomy places the organism in Eukaryota, Metazoa, Chordata, Amphibia, Anura, Pelobatidae. Gene Ontology annotation, cellular component: sperm flagellum; microtubule cytoskeleton; nucleus.